Molecule: messenger RNA, 2128 nt
Organism: Nanorana parkeri
Lineage: Eukaryota; Metazoa; Chordata; Amphibia; Anura; Dicroglossidae
Gene: ISYNA1
Product: inositol-3-phosphate synthase 1
Exons: 11
Biological process (GO): inositol biosynthetic process; phospholipid biosynthetic process
Cellular component (GO): cytoplasm
Molecular function (GO): inositol-3-phosphate synthase activity
Source: RefSeq, a predicted model, not a curated record
CGGCAUCUUCCUCUGCUGACAUCUCCUGCAAGGACGGUUAAAUCAUGGCUGAGAAAUUCAGAGUUGAGAGCCCCAAUGUUCGCUAUUUAAAGGAUGUGAUAGAAGCAGAUUACAACUACAGCACAACACAAAUCUAUGAAGAAAAUGGUGUUACCAAGGUUAAACCAUGUUCCACCAAGUUUACUUUCAGGACAGAGAGGAAAGUGUCGAAACUUGGAGUAAUGCUGGUUGGCUGGGGUGGAAAUAAUGGAACAACCGUUACAGCAGCAGUGUUGGCCAAUCAAAUGGGUCUUUCAUGGAUGACCAAAUCGGGGAAGAAGGUUGCCAACUAUUAUGGUUCCUUGUUUCAAUCCUCAACGGUCUGUCUGGGUAGUGGACCUGAUGGCGAUAUCUCUAUACCUUUUCGUGAUCUCCUUCCCAUGGUCCAUCCUAAUGAUAUUGUCUUUGAUGGUUGGGAUAUCUCAUCACUGAAUCUGGCUGAAGCCAUGAGACGAGCAGAAGUUCUAGACUGGCAGCUACAAGAGCAACUUAGGCCCUUCAUGGAAAAGAUGAAGCCCAGACCUUCAGUCUACAUUCCCGAGUUCAUUGCCGCCAACCAAGAGGACAGGGCUGACCAUAUCAUCCAUGGCACUAAAGCAGAACAGGUUCAGAAAAUUCGUGAAGAUAUUCAAGAUUUCAAAAGAAUAAGUGGAGUAGACAAGGUUAUUGUGCUGUGGACUGCAAACACAGAACGCUUCUGUGAUUUGAUCCCAGGGAUUAACGACACUGCUGAUAAUUUGCUAAAAGCUAUUGAGGUGCGUACAGCUAUGUAGACCGAAUCCUUAAAAUUGACACCUACNNNNAUGUUUGCAGUGGACAGCAUCUUGGAGGACUGUGCUUACAUCAAUGGGUCCCCCCAGAAUACCUUUGUUCCCGGAGCUAUUGAGUUGGCAACCAGACAUUCUGUGUUCAUUGGAGGGGAUGACUUUAAGUCCGGACAGACUAAGAUUAAGUCGGUCUUGGUGGAUUUUCUUGUCGGCGCUGGCUUAAAGACAGUUUCCAUAGUGAGCUAUAAUCACCUCGGUAAUAAUGAUGGGAAGAACCUAUCGGCUCCUCAGCAAUUUCGUUCCAAGGAGAUCUCCAAGAGCAACGUGGUGGAUGACAUGGUUCAAUCUAACCCUAUUCUUUAUGGACCGAAUGAGAAACCUGACCACUGUGUGGUUAUUAAAUAUGUCCCAUAUUUGGGCGACAGCAAAAGAGCAAUGGACGAGUACACAUCAGAAAUAAUGAUGGGGGGAACCAAUACCAUUGUUAUUCACAACACCUGUGAGGACUCUCUGCUUGCUAGUCCAAUUAUUCUAGAUUUGGUAAUCCUCACAGAGCUCUGCCAGAGAAUUACUUUUUGCACUGAGCAAGACCAAGACUUCCAGACAUUCCACAGUGUUCUGUCAAUUCUCAGCUUCCUCUGUAAAGCUCCACUUGUGCCAGAAGGAACACCUGUUGUAAAUGCCCUUUUCAGACAAAGAACCUGCAUUGAGAACAUUCUCAGGGCUUGCUUGGGUCUGUAUCCACAAAAUCAUAUGAUGCUAGAGCACAAGAUGCAGAGAAGUUUUGUGAGCCUCAAAAGACCAAGCAAAGUUUUGAACCCUUGUCCAAUUUCCAGUAAGAAGGGAACUGUCCAGGUUAAUGGCUUUCAUCAAGUCAUUGGCAAUGGGCACUGUAAUGGACUUGCACAAACUGUCACCAUUAGUGACACCGAAAUAGAAAAUUAGUGGGCGUCCUCAACUUUGCCAUAGGCAAUAACUUAUGCAUUUUAACAAAAAAAUAAGUCACAACUAGAAGUUUACACUACAACUCUUGCACUUAUAACUAUUACGUCUUGACCUUCUUAUUUGAGUGCUAUGUAGGUUCAGUGAUCUAGAACUGUGGUUCUUGUACUGCUGUUUUUGUUAAUUUGUUGUAGUUUGAAGUUAAUAAACUUCAGAUGACUUGAACCUUGCUCGCUGUUCUUGUAGAACAUUUUUCCACCUGAAAUAAAACAUUACAGCACUUGAAGGUUAAUUUUACUAUUUAACCAUGUGUCUUACUAACUCUCUAUAGAAUGUUGUAUUUGAAAGAGGGUUAUAGGCAGUGUAAUCCAUCAUCCAGC